AUGUCCAAGUCAAAGAAAGCCUCAAAGCGCAAGCGUGACCAAGAUACUCAGUCCAAUCUGUCACACAAGAAGAGAUCGACCUCGAUCCCGACCCCGACUCUGCCGUCCCCAAAGUCGACCGAUGAAGGCGAGCAAGUCGAGCCGAAAACCCUCAGCCUGAGCGCUGUUGCCUCCGAGGAGGAGGUCGAGAUCACAGUCGAUACACUACGAGCUCUGGCCGAGCAUCCAGCUGUGAUCAAGGGGAAAGGAUGCAAGGACUUGCGCACUGCUGUCUAUGACUUUCGCCAGGCCUGCACUACGGGCAGCAACACCACCAGCGCUGCUACGAAUCUUACUGCGAGGAUAUCAGCCGCUCUCGUCGAUGGCAAGCAUAUCGAUGCCCUUGUCUUGCUCGCCGAAAUGCGCAUUCGCGACGAACCCCCAAAGCUAGGAGCUCUUUGCCGCUGGGUGCGGGAUCUCGACGCUGUAAGCGGUCUUUCCCUUCGAGAUCCCAAGGGCACCGGCGAACCCAUCAUACCGAGAACCACGAGGCAGUUGGAGACCUUAAGAGCGUUGGACGCUGUUCUCCGAGUCACUGGCACAACUGAUCUACACCCUGAGACUCUAUCCUUAGCCACAAAAGGGCCCGUCGCGCUGCAAGAGCUGUGGGACCUUCGUGGCGAGACUUGGUCGCCAAUCGCAGUUCGAGAUAGUGUAUUGGACAAGUCGAUACUCGAAUCUUGUCCGCCUGGUGUUGCGGACAACUUCCGUGUUCUUGAAACAACCCGAGGCCCUGAUCGAAAGCCACCGAACCUUCACGAUGCUGUAUUGUACAUGAGCAGCAAUAACGCGGUACUCCUCUCGUCGACUCCGCCCGAGAUAACAUUCCAUCGCCAUGCCCAGGUGCCAAAUCUCUCGCUGAUGAGAAACGUGCUUUCGGCGGAUGAAUGCAAGUCCAUCAUCGCAGCGACGGAAACCGUUGGCUUCUUGCCCGAUGCUCCAGUCAAGGACGACGGCUCAGAGACCAGUAUACUGGCACACAAUGUCUACUGGGUAGUAGACAAUGCCUUUCACGAUAUUUUGUGGGAAAGAGUUCGCCCUUUCGUCCCAGCAGAAGUCGAGGGCCGGAAAGCUAGAAGCAUCAACCGACGGUUCAGAGUCUACCGCUACGUUCCUGGCGCCGAAUACCGCUGUCACUUUGAUGGUGCCUGGCCGCCUUCUGGGGUUGAUUCGACCUCUGGCAUGUACUUGUACGAUGCCUCGCCCGCCGAUGGAAAACAGUCCAGUCUCUUCACUUUCUUGGUCUAUCUCAACGACGAGUUUGAAGGAGGCGAAACUACAUUCUUCACGCCGAGCAUCAAGGAAGGAGUCAUGAAUGCACACCCUGUCAGGCCUAUCAUGGGCUCCAUAGCUCUGUUUCCGCAUGGGGAAAGCAAAGGGGCUCUGCUCCAUGAAGGGACGGGCGUACGCAAGGGGGCAAAAUACAUUAUUAGGACUGAUGUCGAAUAUGAUGUAGACCCUGGUCGCUGA
Anthostomella pinea is the source of this 1509-nucleotide messenger RNA. NCBI's taxonomy places the organism in Eukaryota, Fungi, Ascomycota, Sordariomycetes, Xylariales, Xylariaceae. The record is from the annotation of a GenBank genome assembly.